This is a messenger RNA of Nematolebias whitei (Rio pearlfish), 1930 nucleotides long. RefSeq names its product UDP-glucuronosyltransferase 2A2. The record is from RefSeq and is a predicted model, not a curated record. The transcript is spliced from 6 exons. Bases 27 to 1616 code for a protein of 529 amino acids. NCBI's taxonomy places the organism in Eukaryota, Metazoa, Chordata, Actinopteri, Cyprinodontiformes, Rivulidae. Gene Ontology annotation, molecular function: UDP-glycosyltransferase activity.
GAAUUUUCUGUGGACAAACAGCCACCAUGGAGCUGCGUCUCUCCAUCUGCGUUCUGCUGGUUCUUUGUGUAACAGGGACUGUAAAUGGAGGAAAGAUUUUAGUGUGGUACACUGAGGCCAGCCACUGGAUCAACAUGAAGCCAAUGCUGGAGACGCUGGUGGACAGAGGACACCAGGUGACCGUCCUGGUCCCAAGCUCAUCGAUGUUCAUGAACAGCAGUGAACCGUCUCGCUUCCAGUAUGAACCCUUCAACGUCUCCGUCUCCUUAGAGGAUAUAGAACAGUUUAUUGAAAAGUUCAUUCACUUUUUCAUGUAUGAGAUGGAGCACUUGAACCAUGUUCAGGUAUACAUCAGGUUUAUAGAGAUAAUACAAACAAACCUACAAAGUACUAUUAAAAUGGUGGAAGGUGUGGUGAAAUCAGAAACCAUCAUGAAGAAGCUGAAAGAAGGAAACUAUGACUUGCUCCUGUCUGAUCCUAUAUACCCUGGCAGUGAAUUAACUGCAGACAUUUUGGGGAUCCCUAUGGUCUUUUCUUUGCGUUUCUCCAUUGCUCAUAGCUGGGAAAGACUGUGUGGUCAGCUACCUGCUCCACCUUCCUAUGUCCCAGCUGCUUUAAGUGAACUGACAGACAAGAUGAACUUCUCAGAGAGAGUGUACAACUUCCUCUUCUACGCUCUUCAGGAUAUGAUAAUGAAACAGUUUUUGUUGAAAGAGGUGGAUAAAUAUUACUCAGAAAUCAAAGGAACCCCCACCAGUGCCUGUGAGUUGAUGGGUAAGGCAGACAUCUGGCUGAUGAGAACCUACUGGGAUUUUGAUUUUCCACGUCCAUUUCUUCCCAAUUUUAAAUUUGUUGGUGGAAUUCAUGGCAAACCUGCUAAACCUUUACCAAAGGAUAUGGAGGAAUUUGUCCAAAGCUCUGGAGAUGAAGGUAUCGUAAUCUUCUCUUUGGGAACUAUGAUCAAAAACUUGACCACAGAAAAAGCGAACAUAAUCGCCUCAGCCCUCGCCCAGAUUCCACAAAAGGUGUUGUGGCGAUACAGCGGGAAGAAACCGGACACGUUAGGUUCCAACACAAAACUUUACAACUGGAUUCCACAGAAUGACCUCCUGGGUCACCCUAAAGCCAGAGCUUUUAUCACGCAUGGUGGUGCAAAUGGGGUUUAUGAGGCCAUCUACCACGGUGUUCCCAUGGUGGGAAUCCCAAUGUUUGCUGAUCAGCCUGACAACAUGAUGCACAUGAAGGUCAAAGGAGCUGCAGCUAAUGUUGCCUUUAAAUCCAUAACAACUGAGGACCUCAGAGAUGCAAUCAACACUGUCAUCAAUGAAAAAUCCUACAAAGAAAACAUGAUGCGACUGUCCAGAAUCCACCACGACAGACCCAUAAGUCCUCAGGAUGAGGCAGUUUUCUGGAUCGAGUACACCAUGAGAAACAAAGGAGCAAAGCACCUGAGAGUCCAGGCCCAUGAACUCACCUGGUACCAGUACCACAGCCUGGAUGUCCUGACCUUCCUCCUUACUAUAGUUUUACUUCUCAUGUUCAUCUUCAUCAAGACCUGCAGUUUCUGUUUCCAGAGAUGCUGUGGCAGAAAAAAGACGAAGAGAAAGGCAGAGUAAAAGACCGAGCUGGGACUUACUGCAGGUGGCUAAUGAAUGGAUAAAAACAUGAAAUACUAUAACAUGGGGCUAGUCUUCAACUUGUAGUAUACAUUCAUAUGUUUGGAUACCAGUUUUCUCUUUAUUCGACUUUAGUUGCAAACAGGAAAUUUAUUUUCUCAUACUUUGAUCACAGGCUCGUGAGAUUUGCCAUAUAUUAAACAAGAAAAUGUUUAACAAAUUUUCACACUCAGGAUCAAAUAAAGGGCUUAUUCUAAUAAUUAAAUUAACACAUGCAACAUUUUAAAUUUUCACAUUUUUCACAUGUAACCAAU